AUGGCUAGCUUGUCUCCCAUUAAAUCUAUCCCUGUUAGGUCCAUUAGCUUGCCUUCUAGGUCACAUCCAAAUUCUCUCAAAAUUGAAGCUCAGCUAACCAAGCUAAGAGCUUGGGAAUCAUCUACAAAUCCUUUAUCAGCUGACACUAUUCAAAUGAGUUUGACUAAGCUAGCAGAGUUGUUUAAUUGCAUUCAGGAACUCAUUCACUCACCACUCACUCAACAAGCCUUUCACCAUCAACAUUUGAGUCAAGUGGAAGAGGCACUUGAGGGUUCGGUUGCCCUGUUAGACGUGCUUAGCAGGGUAAGAGACUUGUUCUUGACAAUGAAAGAACAUGUCCAGGAGCUGCAGUCCGUGAUACGUAGGCGUGGGGCUAGAGAUUCAAGCAUGGGAAGCAAUGUUCACGCUUACAUUAGCUUCAGAAAGAAGACAAAGAAGGAAAUUACCAAGUCCAUUAGAAUAUUGAAAAGAACGGAAAUCAAUGUUAAUGGAUCCUACCGUCUCGGCAGGGAUGUAGAUAAUCACCUAUCAUAUGUGAUUGAAGUCAUAAGAGAAGCAAGGGCUAUCACGAUUUCGAUCUCCCGAUCUCUACUUCUAUUCCUAUCUAUGCCAGAAAUGAAGAAGAACACUGGUGGAUGGUCGAUUAUAUCGAAACUGAUGCUUUCAGGGUUGCUAGCUUCCGACAGAAGUCAGAAGAUUUUCAAUGAAGUUGAGAAUGUUGACAUAGCUCUAUGUUCCAUUCAAGGACAAAUUAGGAAAAAUGAUGCCAAGGUUGAUGUGCAAGAAGUGCAAAGGAGAUUUGAGACUCUUGAUGCUUGCAUCAAUUGUUUUGAUGCAAAAUUAGAUCGCAUGUUCAGAUGUUUAAUUCAAAAUAGAAUGUCCCUUCUUAAUCUUGUUAGUACUUGA
Messenger RNA from Populus trichocarpa (black cottonwood), 906 nucleotides. RefSeq lists its product as uncharacterized. NCBI's taxonomy places the organism in Eukaryota, Viridiplantae, Streptophyta, Magnoliopsida, Malpighiales, Salicaceae. The record is from RefSeq and is a predicted model, not a curated record. The transcript has a single exon. Bases 1 to 906 code for a protein of 301 amino acids. Gene Ontology annotation, biological process: shoot system development; root development.